UCCAAGAUGGCGGCCUCCUUGUGUCAGUGUUAUCGGCUCUGUGUCAGAAGGAGCUGUCUUCUCCUGUCAGCGUGUUCCUAUGCCUCCACAUAUAACAGAGCUUAUGUCUACAGGAUAUGUGGGUCCCUUACUGCAUCCUCACAGCUUCGAUAUGCGUCAGGUGGCAGAGGAGGCCGCAAGGGCUUUUUGGGAGAGUUUGUGGAUGGCCUUAAACAGGAGCUGAGCAAGAACAAAGAGAUGAAGGAGAACAUCCGUAAGUUCCGCGAGGAGGCCAAAAAGCUGGAGGAGUCAGAUGCCCUGAAGCAGGCCAGGAGGAAAUACAAAACCAUUGAGUCUGAGACUUUAAAGACCUCUGAGGUGCUGAAGCAGAAGCUGGGGACCCUGUCAGAGACUGUGAAAGAGGGUCUGGAAGAGGUGAGCCGCACCGAUUUGGGGAAAAAGAUUAAGGAAGGUGUGGAGGAGGCGGCCCGGUCAGCCAAGCACUCAGCAGAGACUGUGUCCAAGAGCGGGGAGAAGCUGGGCAAGACCGGGGCCUUCCGAGCAAUCUCACAGGGUAUGGAGACUGUGAAGAAGGAGAUUGAUGACCUCGGACAGAGCGGGCCCUACCGACCCCCAACUCGAUUACGGAAGAGAAGCGACUUCUCGUCCAAGGCUGGGGGGAGCGAGUCCAAGGUGUUUGAGGCCAAUGAAGAAGCCAUGGGUGUUGUGCUGCAUAAAGACUCAAAAUGGUACCAACAGUGGAAGGAGUUCAAGGACAACAAUGUGGUUUUCAACAGGUUCUUUGAAAUGAAGAUGAAGUAUGACGAAAGCGACAACGCCUUCAUCAGAGCGUCGCGCGCCGUCACGGACAAAGUCACAGACCUCAUCGGUGGGCUGUUCUCCAAGACAGAGAUGUCUGAGGUUCUGACAGAGAUCCUGAAAGUGGAUCCCACUUUUGACAAGGACUCGUUUUUGAAGCAGUGUGAGCGUGACAUCAUCCCCAACAUCCUGGAGGCUAUGAUCCGUGGAGAGCUGGAAGUGCUUAAAGACUGGUGCUACGAAGCUACAUACAGCCAACUGGCCCAUCCCAUCCAGCAGGCCAGGGCCAUGGGGCUGCAGUUCCACUCCAAGAUCCUGGACAUCGACAACAUUGAUCUGGCCAUGGGGAAGAUGAUGGAACAAGGCCCUGUGCUGAUCAUCACCUUCCAGGCUCAGCUGGUCAUGGUGAUACGCAACCCCAAAGGAGAGGUGGUGGAGGGGGACCCGGAGAAGGUCCUGCGGAUGAUGUACGUGUGGGCGCUGUGCCGCGAUCAGGAAGAGCUCAACCCCUACGCCGCCUGGAGACUGCUGGACAUCUCUGCCUCCAGCACAGAGCAGAUCCUCUGAGGGGGCGGGGAGGGGGACAGAGACUGUGCCGGGGGAGGGGUGGGGGAGGAGGGGGACGCACACACACACACACGCUGCCCGCCCUGCCAGCCACCAACAGUCACCCGGAGAAGGGGCCGUUUGUUUUUUUUGGAGCUCCCGAUCCGUACGGCUGUGGCGUCCUUGGAAUGGGCAACGUGUGUCCCCCAGACUGAGCGGAGCCCGAGGUGACCGGAGCGUCCCCCAGUAGACAGACUGCGUUCUCACCACGCCGUGCUGGAGCAGAAGGCUGGAUGCAGACCGCGUGGCCAAAUCAUGCAUCCCGCUGUCUGUCACACUACACUGGGGUGGGUCACCCUAGCUGGGGGGGAGGGGUCUGUGAGGUCAUGCUGUGGUCCACUGGUGCCAUAAAUGCCUUCAGUUUUGUAGAAAGGUCCUGUUAUAUUGUUGAAAAUCAGUAUAACAAAUCAAAACAAAUAUUUAUUUAAAAAAUAAAAGACCCCAUUGGGCAUUGUCUGUCUGUAACAAAAAAAAAAACCUGAUAUUUAUGUGUGCAUUUCAACAGACUAGAAAUCAAAGUGCACCAUUGUGCAGUUUAUACUUGCCUUAAGCAAAUGUUAAAAUUGGAUUGAUCUCCCAACUUCAAGUUUCCACCCUGAUCUUGACUUUAAGUGGUCUUUAAAAGUCUGGCCAUGUCCUGUUUCUUGGGCACAGUGAGCUGUUGUGGAUCAGCUUGUAGAGAUACAGCUGUAUGUGUUUCUCAGUAGCUCGUAGAGAGGAAUGUGGUGGGGCUGGAUGGUGAAGCGGUUGUUCGCCAGAGCACUUUGCACACUUUGGCUCUUUGUUAAGGUCUGCCGUCAUGGAAAUGCAAGAUGUCUCCAAGAUGAGAUGGCAGACUGCCAGCACAAACCAGGGCCUCAGUCUCCCCUGAGUGAACCAGUCAGAGGUCAGACUUACUCGCCUGACUGACUUUUUAGGUUUGUUUUGCUCCGCCUCUCAUAGAGGACAUCCAAACACUGAAAUCUGCUCAGCACAAUACCGAAUCUAGAGUGGAUUUGUCUGAAACAAAUACUCUGACAAUUACCCCUUAAAUGAAACCGUUUUCGAAAUAGGUACUCUGACAGGGCUCGUAAUGGCAAUGACAUUAUUUGUUCCAAAAAAUGAGAUGCUACCCAAGAGCAUGACACUGGGUUGAACCAUAUGUAGCAGUAUAUAUAGUGCGCAUGUAAGAUUUCUGUUUCAGAGCAAACUUACUGUAAGUUGAAGCAAAUAAAGAUAACGGUGGGGGAGCCUCUCAGGUGAAACAGGAGAGUUAAGCAGAGCUCCUGGUAAUUCUGAAGGCUGCCAUCCUUGUAAACCAUCUUGCUAAAAAAUGAAAUCACUCUAUGAAUCAGUUCUCUGUAUUCUGGUCCAAUGACAGUGAAACGCACUGAAGGCUUCUCUGGUAUAUCCGUGCGCCUGGGGUAGUGCAGGCAGGGUGCUGUUGUUGCUUGGCAUAGGGAAUGCAUUACCUGUGUACUCAAUGUCAAAUAAAGAGUCCAGGCUGCUGUUUGCU
Megalops cyprinoides (Indo-Pacific tarpon) is the source of this 2899-nucleotide messenger RNA. RefSeq names its product translocase of inner mitochondrial membrane 44 homolog (yeast) (gene timm44). Gene Ontology annotation, biological process: protein import into mitochondrial matrix. The record is from RefSeq and is a predicted model, not a curated record. NCBI's taxonomy places the organism in Eukaryota, Metazoa, Chordata, Actinopteri, Elopiformes, Megalopidae. Gene Ontology annotation, cellular component: mitochondrial inner membrane. The transcript is spliced from 13 exons. Gene Ontology annotation, molecular function: protein-folding chaperone binding. Bases 7 to 1365 code for a protein of 452 amino acids.